Molecule: messenger RNA, 651 nt
Organism: Lolium rigidum
Lineage: Eukaryota; Viridiplantae; Streptophyta; Magnoliopsida; Poales; Poaceae
Product: plant cysteine oxidase 1-like
Exons: 4
Coding region: 1-651 (216 amino acids)
Molecular function (GO): oxidoreductase activity, acting on single donors with incorporation of molecular oxygen, incorporation of two atoms of oxygen
Source: RefSeq, a predicted model, not a curated record
AUGAAGAGGGCGAGGAUGGUGGCGCGUCUUCAGCUCGCGCUAGUGAUUUUUGUCGUCGCUAGGUCCAGGCGUCCGAGUCUCUGCGGGUGGAUCACCUACGUCCACAUACACCAGUCCGACGACUUCUCGAUCGGCGUCUUCUGCUUCCCGGCCGGCGCGACGCUGCCGCUCCACGACCACCCGGAGAUGGUGGUUCUGAGCAAGCUCCUCUACGGAUCGGUGCGGGUGAGAUCCUACGACUGGGUCACCGCGCCACCCAGCUCCAGCCAAAGAAAAUGUGGCUUGGCGAGGGUGGUGGCCGCCGACGAGGUUCGGCGAGCACCGUGCGAGACGUCCGUGCUCUUCCCGCGGGGCGGCGGGAACAUGCACGCCUUCACCGCCGUCACGCCGUGCGCGAUCCUCGACGUCAUCACGCCGCCCUACUCGGAGGAGCACGGCCGGCCGUCCACCUACUUCAACGACGUCCCCAUCGUGUCUCUUCCAGGUUUUGCAUUUCUGGAGGAGGUGGAGAUGCCCGAAGAUCUCAGCGUCGUCGGUGCGCCCUAUCUUGGCCCUCGGAUUACGGUAGAUAUGGAUGACGAUGAUGAUGACGACUACUACGACGAACACUAUGACGACCAUGAUGACUAUGACGAUUAUACCAGUAGCUAG